GAGGGGCUCCAUUUUGCUGCAUUUAAAUUUAGUGCCAGGUCCCCAAAUCAGCCUAUGCGUGUAGGCAUACUUGAACACGUGUUAGCACGUGGGUACAUCUUUAUUCCUACUCCUAAUCACGUGACAUGCUCAUUAGCAAUGUCUGCAUCAAUGGUUUGGCAGCAAGUGCUUCUCUUUCUCUUCUUAAAUGUGGAAAGGACCCAGAGCUCCUACCUUAACUGUAGCAUAGACACAAUAUAUCCUCUUCGUUUCGUUGGAUUCUUUCCCUGUCUCAACCAAUGGGAUGAAGUAGGAGACUGUGAUAGGCUAACCCUCACUGCAGUGGAAAGAGCUAUAGCAGAAAUCAACCAAGACACCAACAUAUUGAGAUGUUUUGAAAUAAAACUAUUAGCUAUGAAAGACCCAGUACAGGAAACAACUAAGCUAAUUGAGUUUCUAUAUAAUGAGCACAAUGAUCAGCCUAUUCAUGGUGUUAUUGGACCUUAUCAUCCUGAAAGUGCUAAGAUGUUUGCUUAUAUUUUUGGACAUUAUCUGAGUACAUUACAGGUUUCUUAUUCAGUGACUAGUAUACUAGACAACAGAGAAAGAUAUCCUUAUUUUCACACUACAAUUCCAAAUGAUGAGUAUUUUAGUGAUGUUAUAAGUAAGCUACUGGAUUACUUUGAUUGGCAGAAAGUGGCCAUUUUAUCAACAAAUGAUGACAAAAGUGUAUUGACUUCAGGGCUGAUAUACAGAAAGCUUUCGAUGAAGAGCAAUAAUAGUCUAGCAACUCCAUUUGAUUCUUUUUCUGACUCGGCUGAAGACAUUCUCAGCGCUGCAAAGUUGGGGGACUUCAGAAUCUUUAUUGCUAUUGUGGAGUCUACAAAAGCAAGAGGUUUACUUUGUGAGGCUUAUCAAGCAGGCCUUACUACUGCUAAGCAUGUAUGGAUAUUGGGUGGUUUGACUGAUCCUAAUUGGUGGAGAGUAGAUGAUAAUGCUAAUGGUAGUACUAUACAUCAUGAUUGUACCAACGACCAGAUGAAGGAGGCUAUUAAUUCUAUGCUGUUUGUUGACAUUGCCUCUAAACUACCCUUCACUGAUGAAAAGUUUGACUUUCUUACUCAAGUCUUUAAUAAGACUAAUCUAACAGAGACUGAGUUUAAUUAUUCUCUCUUACAUUCAAAAGUAUUCAAUGCUUAUGAUGCUGCUAGAAUACUUGCUCUAACAUGGAAUGUGACCAUUAAUAAUUAUACCACAGAGGAAUUACAUAAUCUUCUUAAUCAAUCCUGGAAGAUUUCAAAUGAAGAGAGGCACAAUCUAGUAGAAACACUUCAAUACAAUUUAAUUAAUAAUAUCAGCCCAUACACUGGAUUAGCUGGGAAAUAUGAUUUUAAUGAUACACAAGGUAUUCUUGGAUCUGCUACCAUUACUCAGUUCAUAGGGAAUGGAGAGUGUGUAAUAGGAUACUACGAAUCAGCUAAUACCAGUCACAUACUACCACUACAACACUGUCAUGCUCGGUGUUGCUGUAACGCUACAUGGAAAGGGAAUGAAGAGUGUGUAAUAGGAUACUAUGAAUCAGCUAAUGCCAGUCACAUACUGCCACUACAACACUGUCAUGCUCGGUGUUGCUGUAACGCUACAUGGAAAGGUAACUACCUACCAUACGAUAGACACUGUAAGAAUGGAUCAUCUUGUACUUGCAGACGUACUCUUGAUGGAAAUAUAGUGUCUUCUUUUGUUGUGUAUUCAGUCGUUUUAAUAUUUGGUAUCAUAUUUAGUUUAAUAAUGCAAGCAGUUAAUUACAGAUGGAGAAACAAUAAAUAUUUUAAAGGCUCCUCUCCACCACUAAACGUUCUCAUUACAUUCGGUUGUACAGUCGGAUACAUCAAUGGAUUGCUAUUUCUUGCCAAUAAUUACAUGGGAAUGACUGGCAAAGGAAGAAUUACUCCAAUGUGCUAUGUAACUAUGAUAUCAUCCUGGUUCUCGUUGACGCUCAUAAGCUCAACUAUUUUAUUGAAAAAUUGGAGAAUAUUUAGGAUAUUUCACAAUCGCUCACAAAAAAUGAUGCGUCACUUAUCUAACACGAGUUUGUUCAUUAGGAUCAGUCUCCUUCAUAUUCCAGUUAUUAUCAUACUUAUUGUUGGAUUUGUACGAUUUCCUGUUGUAAAAAAUGAACUCAAAUUCCCUUAUCAAUGUCCUGGUUUUCCUGAGAAUGUGGAUACUUCAGUCAUAGAGGAUCAAUGUAUUGAGAAGAUUGGGGCUCGAGACGGUUGGAAUUUCUAUAUCAUAAUCUACCUCUUCUUCAUUUGGACAUCAAUCAUUGUCCUAGGCACCAUUAAUUGCCACAGCAUCUCAUCUCAUUUCAGCAAUGAAGGAGAGCUGGCCUAUGUCGUGGGAAUGAUGUCCAUUUUUAUAUUUAGCAUCUAUUAUUUUAUAUUGCCUGAUUUGCAUAAUGUACCCAAAAACUUAUCAAUUGUGAAUCAAAUGAACCACAGUUUUGGUGUCCCAUUUGUCUAUUAUACUGUUAUUCUGAGUGUUCUCUAUGGCUCAAAGGCAAUUUGGAUAUUAAGAGAUAAGAAGAGUCAACCAAAACUGCUCAGAGAAAAGACUGAUCUUGCAACAAAAUUUAACAACUUGCAUGAAGAAAUACUGGCAUUAAGAUAUCAAUUGGAAAAGGAUGAUAAAGAAUUUUUAAUAAGCAGAUCAAAAUCAAGUUCACCCAUAUAAGAGCUGGAUGACACAGUACUGUGUAUAAUAAAUUAUAUAUUAUUUUAUUAUUUUUAACACCAUCAUUUCUGUACAUUCUUGUACUUUUAAACCAUUUUUGUUUCAUAAAUCUUAUUUAAAUUGACAGAAA
This is a messenger RNA of Amphimedon queenslandica, 2839 nucleotides long. Its product is annotated as gamma-aminobutyric acid type B receptor subunit 1-like. Bases 55 to 2709 code for a protein of 884 amino acids. The transcript has 17 exons. Gene Ontology annotation, molecular function: G protein-coupled GABA receptor activity. NCBI's taxonomy places the organism in Eukaryota, Metazoa, Porifera, Demospongiae, Haplosclerida, Niphatidae. The record is from RefSeq and is a predicted model, not a curated record. Gene Ontology annotation, biological process: gamma-aminobutyric acid signaling pathway; G protein-coupled receptor signaling pathway. Gene Ontology annotation, cellular component: G protein-coupled receptor heterodimeric complex; membrane.